This is a messenger RNA of Sordaria macrospora k-hell, 1434 nucleotides long. RefSeq lists its product as uncharacterized. The record is from RefSeq and is a predicted model, not a curated record. Gene Ontology annotation, molecular function: oxidoreductase activity. Lineage: Eukaryota; Fungi; Ascomycota; Sordariomycetes; Sordariales; Sordariaceae.
AUGAACGGCACGACACCAUCACCACCCGACGGUCUCCUCUCGGCCAUAAUGCCCUCCAUAACCCUAAAUCUAUCGAGCAUCAGCCUCGGCCUCAGCUGGACCACCAUCCUCACCAUCCUCGUUCCUUCCUACCUCUUGCUGGUCCGCCACCUCCGCUUCCAACGCCUCCGUUCCUACCGCACCCGCUUCCCCCAAUAUUUUUUGCCUGACGGCACCCCCAACCCCACCAAUUUAUCCAAAAUGACCCUCCAAGACGCCCACCAAAUCAUCAUGGACCUCACCCAGCGCGAGUUUCCCUACCUCUACCAACGCUCGCUCUUCUUCGCCUUGUUCAAAACCUACGCCAUCCCCUCCAUUUCUUCCCUCUUACUAGCAACCGGUCAACUUUCUUCUCCGAAAACCGCCUCCAAGCGCGCAACAGACACGGAAGUGCUGGUGCUGGAAAUCCUCACCAACCCGCCCUGGGAGAAGCGCGGGCUGGAAGCGCUGGCGAGAAUGAAUUGGUUGCAUGGUCGCUGGCAAAAGGCAGGGAGGAUCAGCGAUGGGGAUAUGUUGUAUACGCUGAGCAUGUUUGCACUGGAGCCGGAUCGGUGGAUUAAUAGGUGGGAGUGGAGGGAUGUGACGGAGGUGGAGAGGUGUGCGACGGGCGUGGUGUGGAGAGAGGUUGGGGGGUUGAUGGGGAUUGGGUUUGAGGGUUUGGAGAGGUUUUCUGAAACUAAAGAGAAGAAGGGGGAUGGGAAGGGUGAUGGAGAGAAAGAGAAGGAAGAGAGUGGACUGGAAUGGAUGGAAAAGAUGGAGCGGUGGAGUGAGUGGUAUGAGGAGACGGAGAUGCGGUAUGAGGAGAGUAAUGAGAAGGUGGCGAGGCAUACGGUUGAUUUGUUGCUUUUGAACCAGCUGAAGGUUUUGAGGGGGCUGGGUAAGGGGUUUAUCAGGGUGUUGAUGGGGAGGAGGUUGAGGGAGGCUAUGAAUUUCCCCGAACCACCUCAAUGGCAAGAAAAGUCCCUAACCUGGUUCCUCUACUUCCGCCGCUGGCUGCUCCUGCACCUCAGCCCUCCCCGAUUCGAGUGGAUGGUUCUGCACAAACUCAACAAGGAUGCUGACCCGGUCACCGGAAAAUAUAACUAUAACGUGUACGAACUUGAUCCGUGGUAUGUGAAGCCGACGUUUUGGAGCCGUUGGAGCCCGGCGGCUCUGCUAAGACGCUUGUCUGGUGCUCCGGUUCCGGGCGAUGGUGGCAGCAGGUACCAGCCGGAAGGGUAUAGCAUCAGUGAGGUUGGCCCUGAGAAGUUGAAGGGACAAGGAAAGGAGGAGAUCAAGGAGAUGGUGAAGGAUCUGGAGAGGAGAAGGAUGGAAGUGUUGGCAAAGGGUGGUUCCUGCCCUGCAGGUGGUGGGGCUGAUGGUGAUAGGAGGAGGUGUCCUAUGGGUCUUGCGUGA